Molecule: messenger RNA, 741 nt
Organism: Rubroshorea leprosula
Lineage: Eukaryota; Viridiplantae; Streptophyta; Magnoliopsida; Malvales; Dipterocarpaceae
Source: the annotation of a GenBank genome assembly
CAACACAAUGGCUCUUCCCAAACCCUUCGUAUCGCUGACAUAGGGGCUUUAUCAAGAUAUAUUUAUCCUCUUCUCUUCCUAGCUUUAUAUGAAGGGGUGGGAGAUCGAGAAUUAUCGAUAUAGAGGGAAGGGUCUAUUAGAGGCAAGGGUUGAUUCUAGUGGGUUGAUUGUGAUCAAAUGGGUGGUGGCUAGCUUAUGGAUUCAAUGGUGUUUAUGGGUGGUGCUUGCGUGUGGUGAUAUGGUUGAGGAGAUCGGGGCCUUAUGGUCCAGACUGACCCUAAUGGAGGAGGAACAGGGACACAUCAAGGUGUUGAGUUCAGUGGACAGCAAGUCAGGGUUGGGGAAUGGGACUGAGUGUUUGGUGAAAGCUCUGUUGGCCUUCAAUGAUAAAAGCCUCACGGUUCUAACAGAAUUUUUGGGCGAAUUUAUUAAUACUGUUUUAGAUGUUGAUUUGGAUGAAAAUGAUAUGCUUUGUGGACUAGUGUUGAGAGUUAGAGUUAUGGUUGAUGUUAGGCGGUCAUUGAGAAGGGCAGCUAGGGUGCAGUUAUCAUUUAGUGAGACUAUUUAGUGUCAGGCUAAAAUGAUUCAUCUUUGCACACUUCUGUCUGAAAAAAGUAAGAAGCUCUGAAAUUAUAAAUAAAAUGUAAAUUUUAUUAAUAAAAAAAAUAAUUUAAAAUGAACAAAUACAUAUGCAUUCUCUCCUCCACAGUAGAAAACUUCACUCUACAUGACAAUAACGGC